GCGGUGCAGCAUGCGGCAAAGCGCUUUGCAUAAAUUAUGCUCAUGACGCAGCAGCUAAAAAAAUCCAAGUAGCAGUAGGAGGGGAAAGGGGGGGCGGCAGGGGGGGUCGGGGAAGGGGGGAGAGGAGAAAAAUACACACCUGGCCGCCCCCCAAGCCUCCCCUUCCCGCCUCCCGGCCGCCCCCUCCGGCUCUGCCCGGCCCGGGCUGGGGGCCCGGGGGCGGCGGCGGGUCCCGACCGGCGUCCCGGCCGAGCCGAGCCCAGCCCGGCCGCACUGGCUCCUUUGUCUGCGGGCGGCGGCCGCCCCGGCCCCGGCUCCGGCCCCCGGGCCCCGGCUGUGCGAUGAGCCUCUGAUCGGUGGCCGCCGGCACCGCGCGAAGCGGCUCGGGCUCGGGCUCCGGCUCUCUGAAAAGCCCCCAAAUCUGGGGGCGACAUCCCCCAGGAAUGAAGCUAGAGCCCCAGCAAGGAAGUCUGCCCAGACUUCUCCUUUGAGAAGCACGCUAGUACCCAGGUCGCUCCUUCCCUUGUCUAAGGUGCUGAGGGCCUGGAUCAGAUUCACGCCGGGUUCUGCUGGGUGUGCUGUCUUCACUGGACCGGGGGACCCCUGGGGGCGGAUGCCUGCCCCCCCUUUCCUCUUGUCACCCUAAGCACAGAUGUUCCUGCUUCCUCCAGAGUAUACUUGGGAGAACCCAGCUCCCCUGUUCUCCCGCCGCUCUAUUUCUGACUGUUCUAGAUGGGAUGGGAAUUGUAUCACCGUGUCACAUCAGCCUUUGCUUUUCCAAUCCCGUCUUACCCAGGAUGCACUAGGUGUGGGUUGGCCCCCACCCCACCCCGACAAGCGACCAUGGAUCCGGGAGCAGGGUCAGAGUCAUCUCUGACAGUCAAUGAGCAGGUCAUCGUGAUGUCAGGCCAUGAGACCAUUCGAGUGCUGGAAGUCGGAGUGGACGCCCAGCUCCCUGCUGAGGAGGAGGGCAAAGGCCUGGAGGCUGUGACUGCUGAGGGCUCCCUCCGUGGGGACCCGGCUGAAGCCAGUGAGCCUGCUGGUGAAGCUGGGCCAGACAAGCCAGAGGCCCCUGCAGAGGCAACUGCCAAGUCGCUCCCGGGGAUCCCUCCGAGCCCUGCCCCUGCCAUUGCCACCUUCAGCCAAGCCCCAAGCCAGCCUCAGGCGGCAUCUCAGACCCUGACGCCACUGGCCGUACAAGCUGCCCCCCAGGUCUUGACUCAGGAAAACUUAGCCACAGUUCUGACAGGAGUUAUGGUUCCAGCAGGGGCAGUUACUCAACCUCUUCUUAUCCCCAUCAGUAUUGCAGGUCAAGUGGCCGGUCAGCAGGGGCUGGCCGUGUGGACAAUUCCUACAGCAACCGUGGCUGCCCUCCCUGGACUGGCCGCUGCUUCUCCCACAGGGGCAGUUUUCAAGCCACCAUUAGCCGGUCUCCAAGCGGCUGCUGUGCUCACGAACACUGCUCUCCCGGCACCUGUACAAGCGGCCCCACCGGUACAGACCUCCUCACUGGCCCAGCCGCGGCCACCAGCCCAGCCCCAGACGCUGUUCCAGACCCAGCCACUGCUGCAGACCGCACCCGCCAUCCUACCGCAACCCACCGCCGCCGCCACUGCUGCUGCCCCCACCCCCAAGCCAGUGGACACCCCUCCCCAGAUUACCGUCCAGCCUGCAGGCUUCGCAUUUAGCCCGGGAAUCAUCAGUGCUGCUUCCCUCGGGGGACAGACACAGAUUCUGGGCUCCCUCACCACGACUCCGGUCAUUACCAACGCCAUUCCCAGCAUGCCCGGGAUCAGCAGUCAGAUCCUCACCAAUGCUCAGGGACAGGUCAUUGGAACGCUUCCAUGGGUAGUGAACUCAGCUAGCGUGGCGGCCCCAGCACCAGCACAAAGCCUGCAGGUCCAGGCCGUGACACCCCAGUUGUUGUUGAACGCCCAAGGCCAGGUGAUUGCAACCCUGGCCAGCAGCCCCCUGCCUCCGCCCGUGGCUGUCCGGAAACCAAGCACGCCUGAGUCCCCUGCUAAGAGUGAGGUGCAACCCAUCCAGCCCACACCUGCUGCGCCCCCGCCUGCCGUGGUCAUUGCCAGCCCAGCCCCGGCCGUCAAACCAUCCGCCUCUGCUCCCAUCCCGAUUACCUGCUCAGAGACUCCCACGGUCAGCCAGUUGGUGUCCAAGCCACAUACUCCAAGUCUGGAUGAGGAUGGCAUCAACUUAGAAGAGAUCCGUGAGUUUGCCAAGAACUUUAAGAUCCGGCGGCUGUCCCUGGGCCUUACCCAGACCCAGGUGGGCCAGGCUCUGACUGCAACGGAAGGUCCUGCCUACAGCCAGUCAGCUAUCUGCCGGUUUGAGAAGCUGGACAUCACGCCCAAGAGCGCCCAGAAGCUGAAACCCGUGCUGGAGCGGUGGCUGAACGAGGCCGAGCUGCGGAACCAGGAAGGCCAGCAGAACCUGAUGGAGUUCGUGGGAGGUGAGCCCUCCAAGAAACGCAAGCGCCGUACAUCCUUCACGCCCCAGGCCAUAGAGGCGCUCAACGCCUACUUCGAGAAGAACCCGCUGCCCACAGGCCAGGAGAUCACCGAGAUCGCCAAGGAGCUCAACUAUGACCGCGAGGUCGUGCGGGUCUGGUUCUGCAACCGGCGCCAGACGCUCAAGAACACCAGCAAACUGAACGUCUUUCAGAUCCCCUAGGGCUCGGGCCCAGCAGCCCUGUGAUGCAGCACUUUCUACCCUCCCCUUGGCGCCUGGCUGCAGCCGCGGCUGUCACUGCACCUGUCGUUUCACCAUGCGCAGCCCUGGCUUCGCGACUCCGCUCUGUGCAUGCGCGUCCCCCAUGGCUCCCUCUUCCCUUCCCUGCACCCCGCAUAUCCACGGCUGGGGGUCUGGGGUCGGAGGGUGGAGUCGGGGAAGGGGAGGGGCCGAGGGAGCUCCAGGCCCUUGCUUGGGCACGCUGAACCGGGGACUUGGUGGUGUCGCUUAGAGAAGCACUUUGCUAACGUGGUUCCUGAAGGAUGCAUUUUGGUUGGGAACCAGAAACUCCCGGUGUGUGGGCCCGGCUGUGGCUGUUCCCGACCGCAGGCCGCGAACUCUUAUUUUCUAUGUCAUUCUCUUUCUACCCUGUCUUCUCCUUUGUUCCUGUAUGUUGGUGUGGCAGAUGUGACAGCCCUGCCGGUGGACCCGCCACAGCCUCAAACUCCCUACCCCCACCUUUGCCUGUAGACACAUUGCCCCUCCCCCAGCCAAAAGGACCCAGGAGAUCAAAUUCAAACAAGUGUGAUAUGCCGCUCAGAAGUCAGGCUCGAUGUUUGCCUUGACCUUGGGGUCAGAAGGUUCCCACGGCCCUGGAGCUCCUCUCCCACCUCUCCCUAGUUCCUUUGGGGGGUUGCACUAAAGCAGACAGCCCCCUCCCCUUUUUUCUUUUGCAAUUCAUUUUUGAGGAAAGCAGCAGUGAUCUCAAACUGCCCUGGGGUUGUCCGGUGUGUGCAGCAUGUGGGGAAUUUGGUGGACAAGGCCUUCUGGCCAGAUUUUAAUCUAAUCUCUAUCCAUAGCUAUUCCCCACCCCCACAAAGAGUGUGGGUUCAGAGAAUUUGAAAUCUAGACCGUCCCACUGCCCCAGCAAGCAGGCAAUUCUGGAGAAAAAUGAGGGAAAGAAUGCUGGCUUUCUCUCUCGUCGCCACACCCAGCCCCAACCCAGCACCGGGGCUUCUCAAAAGGAGCAAAUUCGUGAAUGAAGCCGACAGCCAUGCCCUUGGGUAAGCAUAGCAGCUAGAGAGAGCCGGUGGCAGCCAGGGAAGGUCUCCUGUGCAGGUCUACUUAACUCUAGUUUUCUCUGUAGCUUUAAGUUUGAGUGUUGGAGGAGAAAUCUCAUUUUUUUGUCCAGAGUCUGAUUCUGUGUCUGUGUAAGAAAUCUCCCCCAAGGCCGGCGCCACGGCACAAUAGGCUAAUCCUCCGCCUGCGGCGCCGGCGCACCGGGUUCUAGUCCCGGUUGUGGCGCCGGAUUCUGUCCCGGUUGCCCCUCUUCCAGGCCAGCUCUCUGCUAUGGCCAGGGAGUGCAGUGGAGGAUGGCCCAAGUGCUUGGGCCCUGCACCUGCAUGGGAGACCAGGAGAAGACCUGGCUCCUGGCUUCGGAUCAGCGCGAUGCGCCUUCUUCAGUGCACCGGCCGCGGCGGCCAUUGGAGGGCGAACCAACGGCAAAAGGAAGACCUUUCUCGCUCGCUCUCUCACUGUCCACUCUGCCUGUCAAAAAAGAAAAGGAAGGAAAAGAAAGAAAUCUCCCCCAGUGCUCCUUCUGAGUCCAGCACACGCCCAGGUCAGGAUGGGAGUUGCCUCCAGAGAGGGUCGCUGUGGCUCAUUCGGGGUUGGACCACCUCUGCCACAGGUGCCCCGUGCAGAGCUGCCUCUUAGCUAAGCUCCCCCUGGGGUGCUGUUUCUGUGUCUGCUUGCUGCGGGUCCCACCCAGGCCCUGCGAUGCUAGCGUGCCCCCCAUCCUGGCAGCCCUGCCAGUGAGAUGUCUCUCUCUCCCUCUCUCUCUUUCACACACACAUAUGCAUGCACACGCACGCCCCACUGCAUUUGCCCAGCUGAACCUGCCCAAGUGUGGCGUCCGCGCCAGUCCCGUGACACACUCAUCCAGCAGGAGAGUGCGAAGCCAGGCUUGGGUAAGGAUGAAGCAGCCACUCAGUACACGAGGGAAUUGCAGGAGUCAUGCGCAAACCCUCGCACGCACGCGUGCUUUGUUUCCAGGGGUGAGUAAGUGGGUCACAGCUACUGUCCUUGGGAGCAGCUCCGAGUCCAGGGGGGUUCCCCCAUGCCAUGGCUGUGCACGGGGACACUCUGUCCUGUGUCACGGCAGGGAAAGAUCGUGAACUGCUGUUCUAAAUUAGGCCUGGCCAUGCUUUCUUAGCACGUCUCUCCUCUAAGUCUGUUUUCCCAAGGCUGGCUUGAAACGCAACAAUUUUCUCUCCUCUGGAAGGAUGCGUCACUGACUCAGAGGAAUAGGAGCUGCAGGCUGCAGUCCCUGGUGGGAGGGUACAGGGUCUCCCUGAAGUGUGCCCAAGGCCCAGCUUGCUGGCCUGUGGCCCCUGCUCACUUCUCUGCAGUAGGACCUCUGGGAAGCCACUGGGCCUUGAGUCACCUCUGAGAUGAUACAUACGCAUUUUUUUGGUAGCUUCAGACCUGAAGGGGGUCGAUACAGGUUUUAUUUGGAAAAAGUAUCUUUCGGGGUGUUAAGCCAGAGCUCCUUGGUUUGUUUGCUCUGGAGAGACUGGAGAACAGGCAGAAAUGGUUUCACUGUGUGGUUUUGUUCAGUGAAGGAAAGGCCAGAACUUUCCGGGGCCUGCUGAAUGAUCCGGGGCCUUUGACCCUGUUCUACUCAUGGUAUCCGGGGGGAGGGGGGAGCAGGGCCCAGGGAAAGAACUGGGCCAAAUGGACUGAGGAGCACCUGAGUUUGGACGGAGAAACCCUACUGUUGCCCAGAUUUCUUUUUCUGAUUCAUAGGCCGGGCUCUGAGGCUCUGACUGUCCCCAGCGCAGGGCAAAGCCUGCUGAGGACUGGAGCUGUGGGGAGGGGCGGGCAGAAUGGGGGAGAAGCACUCGAUGUAGUUGUGUGGAAUAAACAGUAUUUUUUCUUUUG
Messenger RNA from Oryctolagus cuniculus (rabbit), 5628 nucleotides. NCBI's taxonomy places the organism in Eukaryota, Metazoa, Chordata, Mammalia, Lagomorpha, Leporidae. The record is from RefSeq and is a predicted model, not a curated record.